AUGGCUUAUCCUGGAGAUUCUUUCGCAAGAACGAAAACGUUUGAAAAAGAGAUAGCUUCUCUUUUGAACGAACGUGGUAUAGAAGGACUGAACGAAUACGUAAGUAAUGAGUUUGUAAAAUGGAAGGAUAUUGAGAUAAAUAAAGCGGUGACGGGAAAUUCUGGUACAGGAAAAUUUGCGUUUAUAAACGCAAUUCGUGGUUUACACCCAACAGACCAGCAAGAUGCUGCAGAAGAGGUGACUGAGUGUACACAAAGACCAACGCCGUAUUCACAUCCCAGAAAUCCAAGAUUUGUCCUGUGGGAUCUUCGAGGGAUAGGUACCCCUGCUCGGAAGAAAUCUUCGUACGUGGAUGAUAUGCAGUUUAGGAGAUAA
Molecule: messenger RNA, 375 nt
Organism: Mercenaria mercenaria
Lineage: Eukaryota; Metazoa; Mollusca; Bivalvia; Venerida; Veneridae
Product: interferon-inducible GTPase 1-like
Exons: 1
Coding region: 1-375 (124 amino acids)
Cellular component (GO): membrane
Molecular function (GO): GTP binding; GTPase activity
Source: RefSeq, a predicted model, not a curated record